Cyanidioschyzon merolae strain 10D is the source of this 204-nucleotide messenger RNA. RefSeq lists its product as hypothetical. Lineage: Eukaryota; Rhodophyta; Bangiophyceae; Cyanidiales; Cyanidiaceae. The transcript has a single exon. The coding region runs from base 1 to 204 and encodes 67 amino acids. The record is from RefSeq and is a predicted model, not a curated record.
AUGAGGACGGUCUUGUUUCUUAGAGGCCAGGCUGUGCGAACUUGGAGUCACGCAUCUCAAAGCAGGGUCCUGAACUGGUGGAAUCUCCGCAUGCCAACCGACGGAAAUCCAACCCUAACCACGGACGCCUGUGUGCCUGAACGCACGUCCCCCGACCAUACCCGCAGUUGUGCACGUCGCUUCCCGUGCUUCAUCUACGCUUGA